This is a messenger RNA of Caenorhabditis angaria, 584 nucleotides long. Lineage: Eukaryota; Metazoa; Nematoda; Chromadorea; Rhabditida; Rhabditidae. The record is from the annotation of a GenBank genome assembly.
AUGGUCACCAACUUUGAUUUGUCCAAGAAGCUUGUCAAUGAAAUGACUGAUUGUCAAGAAAUGACUGAAAAAAUCAAAAAAGGUGAAUUCGUGAAAAAAAAAGUUUAAUUUUCAAAAGUUUAUAUUUUACAGAAGUUCCAAUGUCUGAAGAGAUCUGUGUCGGCAAGAAUCCAGAUGCAUCAAUUCUCGAAAUCAAACCAACAUGUGAAACAGUUGGCAUCUUCGCAACAGGUAAUAUUACUAUCACAACAAAAAAAGAAACUCACUCAUUCAAUUUUUUUAGGUUGUGUUUGUCAAAUCUGCGGAGUUCAUAGCAGAGAGGCUGCUGUGCUCGUUGAAAAUGGAAAUCCAAUUGAUCUCAACAUGUUUCAUGCUGAAGAGCUGGUUGAAGUUUUGGAACUAGGUAUAGUAGUGAUAAAUAAUUAGAGCAUAUAUACAUAUAACAGAAAUACAUUUCAGACAAUGCAAAGGAACCAUGUUAUCUUUUCAUGGAACAGAUGCAACAAUUUUUGCUUGUCUGGAUCGCAUUCACGCUUAGCUUAAUGAUGAUGUACAUGUUGUAUUGUCAUUAUUAUCAUUGUUGA